CGCGGCUUAUCGUUCUUAUUCCAUUGCCUACCUGCCUGCCUGCGUCGGUCGCUGCCAGUCAAACUCCGUCUGACAACCACCGGCCCUAUAUCUCGACCCCCGACCUCGAUCCUCCUCUUUCCUCCUUCCAUCCCCGGAUUAUGCGUUGACGCAUCUACUACCUUAUCUCUAUCUCGCUCGCGGGCUCACCACUACCACACCCAUCGCAUCCACUAUACUUCCACACAACUAGCACCCAGCACAGACCACGGGUAAUAUCUCUAGUGAACGCCAUCGAUUCUCGAUCUAUCCAUCCCAUCGAUCCCAUCGGCACUACUCCCACCAUCCAUCAUGGCCAAGCUCAGCGAUUCCGCCAUCAUCGUCAUCGUCAUCGUGGUCUGUCUGGCCAUCGUCUGUCUGGGCGCCGCCCUCACCAAGCAAUUCUGGAACGACGAGCCUGAACACCGCUUCCACUUCCCCCGCGAGCAGGAGCAGUACAUGCGCUCUGUGCGUCUAAAGAACCUCGGCUUCUUCCAGCGCGAGUCCAUGGGCAUGACGGGCAAGCCUCCGGCGCCGGUUGUACGAGAUGUCGAGUCAGGGUACUCCGAAAAUGAAUCCUCACAUUAUUAGACCCCUCGUGUCUACGGCACUUCCGAUAUUCUUGACAACCAAAAGAGAAUCUCUUCUAAAAACACACACUGCAUGUACGAUUCACGAUUACACGGUCCACGACCGGACCCGACCGACUGGUUAGGUUUUUUUUUUUUAUCAUUGAUUAUCAUGGGACCCCACACUUGCGACUGUGACUUAUGGUGUUGGACCCGGCGUUGUAUAUUUCAUCUUCAUCUCUCAUCAUAUCCCGGUUUUGUUGGUAUAUAGGUUUUUUU
This is a messenger RNA of Aspergillus heteromorphus CBS 117.55, 866 nucleotides long. RefSeq lists its product as uncharacterized. The record is from RefSeq and is a predicted model, not a curated record. Lineage: Eukaryota; Fungi; Ascomycota; Eurotiomycetes; Eurotiales; Aspergillaceae. The transcript is spliced from 2 exons. Bases 331 to 609 code for a protein of 92 amino acids.